Anopheles stephensi (Asian malaria mosquito) is the source of this 3665-nucleotide messenger RNA. It is a transcript of the gene Naam, whose product is annotated as nicotinamidase. The record is from RefSeq and is a predicted model, not a curated record. Bases 220 to 1365 code for a protein of 381 amino acids. Gene Ontology annotation, molecular function: calcium ion binding. The transcript has 9 exons. Lineage: Eukaryota; Metazoa; Arthropoda; Insecta; Diptera; Culicidae.
AAUCGUUCAAGAGCGACCACAACAACACAGACGAACCUCAGUUCAGUCUACAGUCGGCAGGCGCACUGCUUAAGAUCACUAUCAGCAUCAUCGGUUUGUUUCAGCAGAUUAGUGUUCUAUCGGAAAGUGUUCGCCUCGGUGUACGGUGCGUCAUCUUUGUGCAGUGUUUGUAGUAACUGUGUGCAGUGCGAAAAAACAAUAACUAACACAUCAACCAGCAUGUCCGUGGAAGCGAAUAUUCCCGUCGUUGUUGAGCCGACGGAGCUCCCGGACGAGGACUUUAUGACGAAUCCUUCGCUGGCCAUGGACGCUUGUUUCACCGCUUUCGAUAAGGAUGGAGACGAUCGGCUUUCGCUGAACGAGUUUACGCUGAUCUGUCGGGCACUGUUCCGGAAUGAUAAAGGUCACAUCUACGUGGUGCCGUCCGAUCGUCUGGAGCAGAUGUUUGCCGUGUUCGACAAGAACGAGGACGGGUACAUCGAUCGGGAGGAAUUUCAGUUCUGCUGGAACCAAUGGAUCAAGACGAUCGUGCGCCCCAUUAGCGCGUUUCUCAUCGUGGACGUCCAGAACGACUUCAUCAGCGGUUCGCUUAACAUCAGCAACUGCAGCGCACAGCAGAAUGGACUGGAGGUUAUCGAGCCGAUCAAUAAGCUGCUGGAUACGGUUGACUUUGAUGCGGUGUUCUACUCGCUGGAUUGGCACCCGAGCGAUCACGUUUCCUUCAUCGACAACAUCAAACAGCGUCCGAUUCAUCCAACCAGCCCGCUGAAUGCGGACAACGCGCAGGUUUACGAUACGGUCAUCUUUGCCGGACCACCCCCGAUGAAGCAACGGCUCUGGCCACGCCACUGCGUACAGGACUCGUGGGGUUCCGAGCUGCACAAAGAUUUGAAGGUUGUCGAGCACGGUGUGAAGGUGUAUAAGGGCACCAACCCGGAGGUGGACUCGUACUCGGUGUUCUGGGACAACAAGAAGCUCUCCGACACGACACUGUGCGCUCAGCUGCGGCUUAAAGGCUCGACCGACAUUUACGUGUGUGGACUGGCGUACGACGUGUGUGUCGGUGCAACGGCCAUCGAUGCGCUGUCGGCCGGCUACCGGACAAUACUGAUCGACGACUGUUGCCGGGGAGUCGAUCUGAAUGACAUCGAGAGCACCAAGCAGACGGUAAUUUCCAGCAAUGGCGUCAUCGUUUCAUCCCGCGAGGUGAAGGCAAUGGUCGAGGGACGGGAUCGUCGCCCGGAGCUGGGUUACAAGUUGGCGAUGGAGCUGAAAAAUUCCGAAUCGGACCUGUCGAAGAACAAUGCCUGCAGAAGACAGUCCCAGCAGCAGCAGCAACAGCAACAGCAGCAACCAUCACAGUAAACCACUCGCCCGUCCUGAGUUCCACGCCACUGAUUGGCUCCGAGAGGGCAGUUUCGUUCGCCGGUUCGCCUUUGUUGGGAAGCUUGUGCAUCAUCACCAUCCUGACGGCCAACUGGAGGGCGGGGGAUGGGGGAUGGGGAGGGGGGUCCUUAUUUCAUCGUUUACCAUUUUUGGGUUGUCCAGCAUCAGGUUUACAUAUGUACGUGCGCGUUAAGGGCUCCAUUCGUUGAAUUUUAUCUUUUUUUCUCCCCUCUUUCCGUGUGUGUGUGUCCAGAAUGCAAAAGCUUAUAAAGCAUAACCUUUUCCUUUCUGCUUUGGCUUACCUACCUCGAAGGCACAAAGCAACAACAAAAAAAUGCCCGAGCGUAAAUGCUUCCGACGAGAGCGACGAGUCAUAAAGCUUCUUUCAUUCGAAUCCGGUUUUAGCCUCCCCUCCCCAACCGUUUCCUAUUCCUAGGCUCCAGUGUUCUCGUGCUCAUGCUUGUGGUGUUUAGGGUUUUGCCAUCCCUUUUUUGUGUGUGUGUGCUCCUUUCUGUACAUGUGGUUCUCCCAGCUUCUUCGGUACACGGUUAUGUUGCACCCAUUACCGUUUUAUAGGUUUCGGGCUACGCGCCGCACACCUUACUCCAUCCGCAUCUUCUUCCGCUUGCCGACUAUGGAGGGGGAAGAAGCAAAUCACAAAAAAUAGAAACACUCCAAUAAAACCAGGGAAGGCCGGGUGAAGGAGCGGAUCUGAUUUAACCGAACGACGUCCGUAACGAUUCUAGCUGGUCAUCGAAGUUUAUGGACCGAUCGGACCAAGAGAGAGGCGAAAGCAAAAAACAACACACAGUAACCAAAAAGCCCGCAGUGAUGAACGUGACACAUCGUGCAAACACACCUAUCCUUGUGCCGGCCCAACGGGUGUGUGUGUGUGUGUAUGGGGGUUGGUUCUAUUCAUCACCCACCCAACCCGAUGCCCCAUAAAACGGGAAGCCAAUGAUUUUGUCGUGGGUCAAGGUGUAAAUUACAUUUUACAACCAUGUGUGCGUGUGUGUGAGUGUGUGAUGAACCGUCAUAAACCCGAUGCCCGGUACCGUUUGUUCUGCUCUAUUUUGCAAUGCGGCGGCGGGAUUUGCUGUUAUUGUUUGUAUUCAUCACACACACACAGCGCCAUUUUAUCAGGACGAUUGAAUUUAAAUCCAGGGUUGCCCUUUUUUGAUCUUUUUUUUUUGUUUUGUUUUGGGUUUUUUCAUUCAACAACCUUUGCUGCUAAUCGGGAGAGAGCCAUCAAAGCACCCAAAUGAUGAUGGUGGCUUUGUGUGUGUGUGUGUGUGUGUUUGUGAAGUGAAUAAACGGGAAAAUGGUGGUUGUUUAAAAAUCAUGGUGCCGAUCAUUAUCAUAAAGGAUUCCAUCACUUCUUUUGUUUUUCAGUGCUUACUUGAUAGUGUAGAAUAAGGUGGUGAUGGUUUUUUGUUUUAAUUUCUAAUUAACGCUUUAAAUCGAUCUAGUUGGUGAGGGUUAACAGUUGGGGUUAACAAAUAUCUUGUAGUGUGUUAUAAUACAGUAUAGAAAAAUGCGCAAUGAAAACUGCAAAAACCAGCUAGGGGAAAAAGAAAAAUGACCAGUGUCCAGCAACAGACAUCACAAUUCCUCAGUUACUCAAAAUUUGGUUCCGUUUUUCUUAUAAACUUAAGUGACUUAUUCCAUCAGCGUUAAGAGAAAAAAUACCCCCAAAAAAGGGAAACGAUUUUACUCAUUUUAUAGCGUGUGCAUUGUGUAGCGGUAACUGUAGAUACUUAAACAUUCGGAGCUAGCUGAGCUUUUGGGACGCAGGUAGAAUGGUAGGCAGAAAGCAAAACGAACAAAAUAAAAAAAUAGACAAAAACUUACAGAACCAUUAAGAAAACACCAGAGAGCUUACGCACACCAUUUGUACUACCAAUUGUUUAGAACAUUGUUACACCGAUGUUAAAGAAAAAAAUGUAAGGAAAGGUGAGCAGGAUUGAACGUGGAAUCGAAACAGAAACACAGGUGAAACUGGUACGUUUUACAACGUGUUAGCAUUUCGAGAUGGUUUUUCAAAAUUUAUUGUCCCAUUGUUGCUGGAUAUUGCUCACGAAGCGUAAAUGAUUCCAUAAAGCAGACAAGUAUUGGAGGAGGAAAGGAAAGAAUGCGAAUGCGAUUGAAACAUUUACCCGGGGAGGACAACUACCAUCAUAGGAGGACGAUGGAGAGUCUGGGUUGAGGGACAACAUUUUUCGGUGACGAUUCGAUACAAAAUAAAGCGGUGCAUCAUCUGCAGCUAAAUGUUUAACGAU